Molecule: messenger RNA, 3590 nt
Organism: Paramormyrops kingsleyae
Lineage: Eukaryota; Metazoa; Chordata; Actinopteri; Osteoglossiformes; Mormyridae
Product: nectin-4-like
Biological process (GO): homophilic cell-cell adhesion; heterophilic cell-cell adhesion
Cellular component (GO): adherens junction
Source: RefSeq, a predicted model, not a curated record
UCUUGAAAGCGGGGCGCGUUUCGGAUCCGCACAUAUUCGCCUCUAUAAAGGGCUUAGAACAGAGUUUCCGAACAUAUCGCUUUCGUGUUACCCAGUUGUAUAUUCUUUGUUUUUUUUUUUUUUUUUUCGUUUCUUGAAGUCUUCGAAAGAAAGUUAAAAACAGCGGGAUUCAUCACAAAUCUAAGUGUUACCAUAUUGUUCUGUUUAUAGCAGUUUGAGUUUUUAUUUGUUUUAAUAUAUUUUCUUUAUAGAAAAAAUAUUUGUUAUUUACCGCGGCGCUAUAGUGAAUUACAAGUCGUGGAUAUUUGCUUUAUGAAAGUGACGUAAAGGGAUUAUUUAACUGAAAAACGAACAGCAAGAAAGCUGAUAAGGGAGCGUCCUGUCAUUUGAAAGCAUCUCCAUAAGCUCAAGUUUUCUCCUGCUCCUUUGAAGAUCAUUUAAUCCACUAUUAAAUCUCUUCUCUCUACUGAUUACUGGGGACGUUUAUGGAUACGCUCUUUAAAUCUGGGCAUACCCGGCUGUGUUGAAACAAAACGGAGAAGCUGCCCGUUAAUUUUGUGGGUUUUUCGCUUGAACGUCCUAAAAUAAAGAGCAAUCGGAUGUUGAUGUAGUUCAAGCUGGCCACGAGACCGCAUCCGGAUUAAGCGCAGUUUGCUGGACCCCUUGGGCGUGCGGACCGAAGAGGGAUGGCGAGCCAGCGGCCCCUGUGGCUCAUAUUAGUGCUCGGAGCAUUAGUGCCCGUUGUACGGGACCAGAAUUUGGAACCCCCCCCCUUGUUCCCAGUACGCUCCAUGGAGGGGACGCCCUCCCGGCUGCCCUGCCAGUUCCAGGAGGGGGAUGCCAGCGUGAGCGUGGUGCAGGUGACCUGGACCCACGACAAGCCAGAUGGCACCAAGGAGAUGGUCAUCACUGCCCACCCGACAGAGGGACUGAAAGAGUUUGGUGUCUUCUCGGGCCGGGUGAAAUUCGAGAGCGCCGACCCCAUGACCAGCGCGGCGCUGAUCAUCCAGAGCACCGCAGAGUCGGACGAAGGCCAAUACACUUGCCACAUAUCCACCUUCCCCUUGGGAAACUUUGAGCAGCAGCUGUCGCUGACAGUGUGGGUCAAGCCCAUCUCCCACCUGGAGCCGGUGGUUCUGAUGGAGGGCCAGCCCCGGAGUGUGGCGGCCACCUGUCGCUCCGCGGCGCGCCCGCUGCCCGUGGUGACCUGGGACACUGAGCUGAAGGGUCAGAUCCAGAACCGCACCUCCAGUAUCCGGUCCGUGGCCACAUACUACUUCAUCGAACCCCUGCGCAGCAUGGAUGGGAAGAAGCUGGACUGCCUAGUCUCACACCCGUCUCUGCCACAGCCCUACCGGAUAUCCAACUACCUGGUUGUUCACUAUUCCCCUGAAGCGGCAAUCAGUGGUUAUAAAGAAACCUGGCAAGCAGGACAAGCGCGAGCCUCGCUGAAGUGUAAAGCCACAGGGAAUCCAGCCCCGACCUUCUCCUGGAGCAGAAACGGCGGGGCCCUGCCACCUGGGGUGUCCAUACAGGGGGAGACGCUGUCGUUCAGUCGGCCCCUGCUUGUGACAGACUCCGGAGUGUACGACUGCUUGGCCAGCAACACUGUAGGAACUGGCAAGGACAGUGUCAAUGUAGUAGUGACAGGCGUAGAGCCAAGGGUUGCCCAUAACCCGGUGAUCGUCAACACUCUGUGUGGCGUCAUCGGUGUGCUGCUGAUGAUCACGGUGGUUGCGCUCAUCGCGGUGAAAUGUCACUAUCAGAAGAAGAAGAAGAAGCUGGAGAAACAGCUUGAUGAGAAGAAAGAGGAGCUGAUUUCUCUAUCAAGACAGAAUUCUGUCCGAAGACUGAACUCAGAUCGCCGGGCGUCGGACACUCGCAUUCAGCUGGAAGACAAUAUUGCCCUCAGACUGGAAAGUGCUAUUUCUACACUCAAGGAUCUUUCAGUCCGGGGUUAUUCCCGCUAUGAUGGAAGCAUGGUGGAAGAGGAGGCAGAGACCAUUAUUGGCGACUCCCUGCAUAACUCUAUGUGGCCCGGAGACGAAGACCCUGAUGGCUAUGUGGACAUGGACGGCGGGAGACAGGCCCCCAGGCACAGGGCUGAGUCCUUCCUGAGCAGCACGUCUUUGGGCCGGACCAGCAUGACAGAUGUGACGGGUCUGCAACAUCUGGGUUCCAGAGAGCGGAUGUCGCUCCUAAGGACCAGCCUCUCCGGAGGGUCAGUAACGCGACACCCGGGGGCGAGGGACCAGGCGGCGACCAUAAGGUCCAGCAUCUCUGCCUGGUCGGGAACGCAAGCCCUGGGUUCCAGGGACCAGCUGUCUGCUACACAGGCUGGCAUGGGGGUGGAGCCUCAGCACCUGGGAAUCGGUGAACGGGUACCUUCAGUGCGAAGCAUCAGCGCGAGGGUACCGAUGAAGCAGCGCGUGGGGUCCCGACCCCGAUCCUCCCCAACACAAGCCUGUGAGGAGAAAUGGGAGGACACAGAGGAGGAGCUGUACGGAGAGGAUGACUGCAGGACAAACAGCAGUCAGAUUUCAGAAGCCCUCUCCAGCCACUUUCAUCUGAACAACGGAUACCUGCAACCCAAACCCCAUCCCAACGCCAUCCUUCUCCACCCCAGGGGUCAGAUCAUAUAGAGAUCAGUGUAGACCUUCGGGUUUAGAACUUCCUGUGGAACUUCCUGUCAGCUGACUCUGUAACGGGAUGCUUAAUAUUCAACAUAUUGCCAGACUGUCUAGUGUUUAAAUGAUGAACGUAGUGGGACACGCACUGAGCCAGAGGGUUGCUAGCUCAAGCCCCACGUAGGUCCCAGUUGUAAAACUUUGGCUGUGGUGCUUCAGCUGUGCCAACGAUGUUCCCAGCAGUGAAAUGAGUUCAGUGUUAUUUUGGAUAAAAAGGUGAACUAAGAAACUGAAUGUAACCUGCUGCAUAGUACCAGCGAAAAUACAGGAAAUUGUGGCUGUCAAGUCAAAGAUCAAAUCUGCCACAAACUGAGACAAUGUCCCAUAAUCACACCCCAUCAUGAAGAAAUCAUGAUGUUUCAAGCAGUUUCUUCAGUGACUCCAUCAGUUGGUGGGUUGGAUUUCGCUUCAUGUGGUCGCCGGGUUUUCGCAGCCGCAAAGACGGCUUGUUGAUGUCUCAUUCUGCAGAGGUAACAGGUUGUGACAAACCAUCAGAUACCCAUCAUCUUUGUCUGACAAUGCCAUUUUUUCUCUCGUUUAUGUGUGAUAUUCCAUCUGUUAAAAAUGAUUUUCACUAACAUGGUCUCAGCAAGUGAAGCGUUCACCGGCUGAUCGCUCAUUUUUGGUUAUUCAGUCAUGUCAUCUGUUAUGCAAUUAAUGCAUCUUGUACAUUCCAUUUAUAUCUGUUCAUACCAUGUUUACAAUUUUAUUCAACUUAUGACUUCUAAAGAGGAUUUCUAAGAUGCCUAGAAUAUAUAUAUAUUUAUAUUUUUUGUGUCAUGCCUAUUCAAAAAAUCACUUGUAAAUCUUUAAGUUUGUUUAGUACACUUUGAGUGUGAAAGGUUGUUGUUGGUGGAAUUUAGAAGGUCUGAAGAGUGCAAUAAAGCCAGAGACAUGAAAAUA